Messenger RNA from Menidia menidia (Atlantic silverside), 2115 nucleotides. Lineage: Eukaryota; Metazoa; Chordata; Actinopteri; Atheriniformes; Atherinopsidae. The record is from the annotation of a GenBank genome assembly.
CUGCAGUUUGCACCCUUUAGCAGCGCUUUGGAGGCAGGCUUCUGGCACCAGCUCACUCAGAGGAAGCUAAACGACUACAGAUUGGAUGAGAGCCCCAAAUCUAUUAAAGGAUAUUACUACAACGGUGACCCAGUUGGUUUGCCCACUCGCCUUACUCUGGAGUUCAGUGCAUUCGAUGUAGAUGGCACCACCCCAACUCGUUGCUGUCCAGCUGUAGGAGUGCUGUACAACACCAACACCCUGGAAGCCUUCAAAACCACUGAUAAGAAAGCUCUACUGGAGAGAGAGGCGAAAGAGAUAUGGGAUGCUAUACAGUCUGGAGCCGCACUAAAGGACCCAUCUAUCCUCUGCAGAUUCAUUCUGCUGACCUUUGCAGAUCUGAAGAAAUAUCAUUUCUACUACUGGUUCUGCUUCCCUGCACUGUGUUUCCCUGAAGGCAUAAAGGUUGUCCAGCAGCCCUCUGUUUUGGAGAAGGUUUUCUCAGCAAGACAGAUUGCUGCCCUGCAGGAGGCCUACGAUGCCCUGUGUGUCCAAAGAGAGAACACUGCAGUUGCUUAUUUCCUCAUUAAGUACACAGAUGACACAGUUCAGAUGGCUCCACUCGAGGAAUGGGAGACAUUUUUCACCCAUACAAAGAAGGUUACUCUGGCUGUCUAUGAUCCGUGUACACUGUCCCAACAUCCGGGAUGGCCGCUAAGAAAUCUGUUGGCCCUCCUGGCUAACCGUUGGGGCUCUAAGCUGGACACAGUGGAGGUGCUGUGUUUCAGGGAUAGAACUCUGCAGGGAAACCGCUCCAUUCAGCACAGCAUCAUCUUCCAGGUCAAACUACCCGAACUUCCCAACAACUCUGUGUGUCCCAAAAGUGUGGGGUGGGAGAAGAACCCAAAGGGGGCCAUGGGGCCCAGGAUGGUCAACCUGAGUGAAUGCAUGGAUCCUAAAAGGCUUGCAGAAUCCUCAGUGGACCUGAACUUAAAGCUCAUGCGAUGGAGGCUGGUUCCUUCAUUGGACCUGGACAAAGUAGUCAACACUAGGUGUCUGCUUCUGGGUGCUGGAACUCUGGGCUGUAAUGUUGCCAGGACUCUCAUGGGAUGGGGAGUGAGACACAUCACAUUUGUCGACAAUGCAAAGAUCUCAUACUCCAAUCCAGUUCGCCAGCCACUCUAUGAGUUUGAGGACUGCCUCAAUGGUGGGAAAUCCAAAGCUAUGGCAGCUGUUGACCGUCUAAACAAAAUUUUUCCUGGUGUGAAUGCAGAAGGUUACAAUAUGAGCAUCCCAAUGCCUGGCCACCCAGUCAGUUUCUCUCAGGCUACCAUUUCUCAGGCCCAGAGGGAUGUGGAGCAGCUAGAGAAACUCAUUUCAGAGAAUGAUGUGGUGUUUUUACUGAUGGAUACAAGGGAGAGCCGCUGGCUGCCAACAGUGAUAGCUGCCAGCAAGAGAAAGCUGGUGGUGAAUGCUGCUCUUGGCUUCGACACAUUUGUUGUGAUGCGCCAUGGCCUUAAGAAGCCCCCUAUCAGUCAGAGUGUUUGCACGGGGACAGACUCCUCUCCUUCCGGCUCUUCCACUUCCUCUUCACCGUCCACACCGGCUGGAUCUGCGCCCACUGUCCCCGGCUCUUCUCUGUUUUCCAACAUCCCUGGACACAAGCUGGGCUGCUACUUCUGCAAUGAUGUUGUGGCUCCAGGAGACUCUACCAGGGAUCGGACUCUGGAUCAGCAGUGCACAGUCAGUCGACCGGGCCUGGCCAUGAUUGCUGGAGCGCUCGCUGUUGAGAUGAUGGUGUCCAUCCUGCAGCAUAGUGAGGGAGGGUAUGCAGUUGCCAGCAGCAGUGACGACAGAAUGAAUGAACCUCCCACAUCUCUGGGACUCGUGCCACAUCAGAUCCGAGGCUUUCUUUCCCGGUUCGACAACGUCCUGCCUGCCAGCCUGGCCUUUGACAAGUGUACCGCCUGCUCACCCAUCGUUUUGGAGCACUAUGAGAGAGAGGGGUUCAGCUUUCUGUCCAAAGUUUUUAAUUCUUCCCACUCUUUUCUGGAGGACCUAACGGGGCUGACUCUGCUUCACCAGGAGACGCAGGCCGCAGAGAUUUGGGAUAUGAGCGAUGACGAGAGCAUAUGA